This is a messenger RNA of Cetraspora pellucida, 585 nucleotides long. The record is from the annotation of a GenBank genome assembly. Lineage: Eukaryota; Fungi; Glomeromycota; Glomeromycetes; Diversisporales; Gigasporaceae.
AUGAAAUUGGCAACAAAAUAUGAUAAUAUAGACUGGUCUUCAAGUAAUCCUGAACAGCCUAUUUCUAAAGUGAAAGAAUAUAAUUACUAUAAAAUUUUACAGAUUUUGUAUCUCAAACCAGAAGAAUAUUCUUCAUAUCUGGAUGCUUUAAGAAAUUGUACAUGCAAGAUUUUAAAACAUUGUAAUAAUGCUACAUAUCAUUAUACAGAUCCAAAACUUAUUGAAUCUGUUAUUGGAAAGGGCAAACCAAAAAUAUUAGUUAAGGUAUACAAAAGAAAAAAAAUUUCUUUAAGCAAAGGUGUUUCAAAUAACAAUAACAGUAAUGAUGGGCAUAUCCUAUGUAAUGAUGAUAAGCAUAUCCUAAGUAAUAAUGAUAGGCAUAUCCUAAGUAAUGAUGAUAGGCAUAUCCUAAGUAAUGACAAUGAGCAGAUUUUGAAUCAGGAUGAUGAGCAAAUCUUAUAUUAUGAUGAUAAGCAAAUCUCAAACUAUAAUAAUGAGCCAACUUUGAAUAACAACAAUGUCUCUAAUCCCAAUCAAGAUGACCAAGAACAAAAAAAUAGAAGUUCAGAAAAUAAAUGCCAAGUU